AUGGCAGAAAACGCGCCGCCCUCGACCUCCUCGAGCCUUCCCCCUCCUCCUCAACCAUCUGCUGGCGCCCCCGGCCAGCAACAGCAAGGCAAUGGCCAAGGAAAUCCAUCUCACAUGCCCCCGCCUCCCGUGGUGAUUCCGCAGAAUACAAACCCAAUCCCGACAGCGAUUACCUCCCCAAUGUCUGGGAACCUGAUGUCGCCUACCAACACAGGUGGAUAUGUGCGCCGUGCUGCUCCAGAGCCGAAUAAGAGGGCUUUAUAUGUUGGCGGCCUGGACCCUAGAGUUACGGAAGACAUUCUGAAGCAGAUUUUUGAGACCACGGGCCAUGUGCAGAGUGUGAAGAUUAUUCCCGACAAAAAUUUCCAUAACAAAGGCCUGAAUUAUGGCUUCGUCGAGUACGACGACCCCGGUGCGGCUGAGAGAGCAAUGCAGACUCUCAACGGACGUCGUAUUCAUCAGUCGGAGAUCCGUGUGAACUGGGCCUACCAGUCCAGCAACGCCAACAAAGAGGACACGUCUAACCAUUUCCAUAUCUUUGUGGGUGACUUGAGCAACGAAGUCAACGAUGAGGUCCUGCUGCAGGCCUUCUCGGCUUUUGGUUCCGUUUCUGAAGCACGUGUGAUGUGGGAUAUGAAAACUGGUCGCUCCCGUGGCUAUGGCUUCGUUGCCUUCCGCGAGCGUGCAGAUGCCGAAAAGGCCAUUAAGUCCAUGGACGGUGAAUGGCUGGGUUCUCGUGCCAUUCGCUGCAACUGGGCCAACCAAAAAGGACAGCCUUCCAUCUCACAGCAGCAGGCUAUGGCAGCCAUGGGCAUGACGCCCAACACCUUUGGUCAUCACCAUUUCCCUACCCAUGGUAUUCAGAGUUACGACAUGGUUGUCAACCAGACUCCCCAGUGGCAGACAACAUGUUAUGUUGGCAACCUCACCCCAUAUACCACCCAGAACGACCUCGUUCCGUUGUUCCAGAACUUUGGCUAUGUCGUCGAGACGCGUAUGCAGGCUGAUCGGGGUUUCGCUUUUAUCAAAAUGGACACGCAUGAGAAUGCUGCCAUGGCCAUCUGUCAGCUCAACGGUUACAACGUCAACGGGCGUCCGCUCAAGUGCAGUUGGGGCAAGGAUCGUCCACCAACCGGCCAGUUCGAUGGUUACAACGCUCAACAGGCUGGCGCCCCCGGCUUCAACGCGGCCCCCUACUUCUCUCAAUACGGUGGCCCGGGGGGCCCAAUCAGCCCUCAAGGUCCUGGUCCUGCUGGCCGCGGUUGGGAUCAGCAGGCUGGCACCUUCGGUGCCGCACCUGCAGUGCCCGGACAAGGCUACGGCCAGACGCCUGCAAGUGCAGCUGGUUACGGUCGCGGCCAAAAUGUUCCUGGCUCUUCUUGGACUCAGCCGACCAAUGCCAACUUCGGAAACGGCUUUGGCGCUGGAGGCUAUCAAGCGUAG
This is a messenger RNA of Rasamsonia emersonii CBS 393.64, 1443 nucleotides long. Its product is annotated as Nuclear and cytoplasmic polyadenylated RNA-binding protein pub1. Lineage: Eukaryota; Fungi; Ascomycota; Eurotiomycetes; Eurotiales; Trichocomaceae. Gene Ontology annotation, molecular function: RNA binding. The transcript has 5 exons. The record is from RefSeq and is a predicted model, not a curated record. Bases 1 to 1443 code for a protein of 480 amino acids.